Molecule: messenger RNA, 1128 nt
Organism: Cotesia congregata
Lineage: Eukaryota; Metazoa; Arthropoda; Insecta; Hymenoptera; Braconidae
Source: the annotation of a GenBank genome assembly
AUGAUAUUCAAAGCAACCCCAGAGUUUGCCAUCGCCUUCACCAAAUUCACUUCGAUACUUGGCAGUUCUUGGCCUCACUACCAAGGAACGAGCAAGUUUCAGCUCAUUGUUUUUACUAUAAAAUGGUGGUUUUUUUGGAUCAUGUCAAUAAUGGCAUUUCUGCCGAUGUGCUACGCCGCGUACAACAAUACCAAUAAUAUAUUGAGUUUUACAAAGUCAUUGUGUGACGCUGCCAAUUGUAGCCAAGCUUUCAUCAAAAUGUUUUUAUGCAAAAUACAUUUUCGAAAACUUCAGUUUCUUUUCUGUGCAAUGGAAGGACAUAUUGCUCAAGCAGGAAAUAAUGAAAGAGAAUUAUUCAUAAAUUACAUCAAAAGAUGUGGAAGAUUACACGUGACGAUAAUGAUGGCUGCUGUUUUUGCAGCAUUUGUGAUCAUUAUUUCGCCACUAAGUGCCCCACAGCCGUUUCCCAAUAUUGCUGAAUAUCCAUUUCCUGUGGAUGGACACCUAACUUUUAAGAUUAUCUACUUGCAACAAAGCAUAGCGACUAUCCAUUGCAUGUCAAUUCCGGUUUUUGACUGCCAAAUCGCUAUGUUGCUGUGGUACGCUGGUGCAAGACUGGAAUUGUUGGGCGAAGAGUUUCAGAAUGUCACCAGCAACUACCAGUUCAUAGAGUGUGUCAGAAAACAUCAGUAUUUAUUGUGGUUCAUCGAAGAAAUUAUAACAAGUAGUCGUCAUAUUUUAGCAACGACGGUUGUUAUGUGCACGGUUGCUGUCAUCACCAGUGGAGUUCAUAUUGUUGGGAAUGAACCGGUGGCUGAUAAAGUACCCUUUGUUGUUUUGUCGAUGGGGUUAUCGGCGGUGUUGUAUCUUUGUGCAUGGCCAUCUGAGCAUCUUUCGCAAAUGUGUGAAAAUAUAGGGACUGCGUUAUACAAUUCUCCUUGGAUAAAAAAUUCAAAAGAACUGAAUAAAAGUAUUUUUAUCGUAAUACAAAGAUCUCAAAAGCCAGCGACCAUUGAAGUAACCGGAGUCCUGCCUGUACUUUCGCUGCCUUACUACGCAACAUUUUUAUCGAAAACAUUUUCAUACUUCACAACGCUGCGAGUAGUGUUGGACAAAAUGGAAGGCUAA